Molecule: messenger RNA, 2787 nt
Organism: Malassezia sympodialis ATCC 42132
Lineage: Eukaryota; Fungi; Basidiomycota; Malasseziomycetes; Malasseziales; Malasseziaceae
Gene: FAR11
Exons: 4
Coding region: 1-2787 (928 amino acids)
Biological process (GO): cytoskeleton organization
Cellular component (GO): cytosol
Source: RefSeq, a predicted model, not a curated record
AUGGCCGGUGCGGGCGAGCGCAUGCGAUCGACACGCGCCCCCCCGGAGGUCGGUGCAGCGCCGGCUACCAAAGAAGAGACAAAGGACAAGUCUUUACCACCCAAGAUCGCGUUUUCCCUGGACGACGACGCGGACCAUGUGGCGAAUGAACUGGAGGAGUUCUACUCGCUAAGUGGCCCACGUUGCGCAUGGAUAGCAACAUACCACCUGGAAGCGCAUGAGGCGCGUCUGAGCGCUUCGCAUGCCCUGCUCUACCACUUGCAGGGAUCGUUUGGCGAGACGAGCAGCGAAGACGAGCAGCUCUACUGGAUGCGUGAGAAUGCGCGUAUGGUGUUUGAGCUGGGAGGUCUCGAGGAUAUCUUCGUGGCCUGCAAACAUGCAUGCUGGCGACACGACUGGCUGAGCUCGCUGCCCGACUUUUUACCUGAGGGAGCCGGUCCUUCCAAGGACCCUGUAUUCACGCCGCAAGAUAAGGCAGCGCUUAUGGAAGAGGUGAACAUGGAAGUCACGGUGCACUUUUCCCAGCUAUACAGCCUGGUCGAACUGCUACGUGGAGAUUUCAUGCUAGCUGAGGCUCUAACCACGCUCGGAGGCCACAAAGAGCUAGUGCGGUGCAAAGAGCUCAUGCGGCAGCGCGAAGGUCUUCCGCCGAAAACGCCCGCUGCCAAGAAAUGCUCGGCCUCGCCCAGCGAUAUCCGCCACUUUCGCGCCGAGCUGGCUGCCAAGUACCCUACGCUGGCUCCUUUGCAGAAGCGAGGCCUUGAAAGCGAGGCUAUUGGGUACGCCACACAGGCACUUCCGCUCCUGUCGAAUGGCGAUGCAACCACAGAGCCUCCCAGCUCGGCUGACGAAGAGCGUGUCGCCGCUGUCAAGGCUGCGACGGCGCCACCCCCGGUGAAACUGGGCCGCCAAAAGUUCCAGACGGACCAGAAUCGGCCCUAUGUGCUGCCGCUCCCACCGCAGUUGAUGACACCCUUAGUCAUUGACGAAGCCCGCGCGCUGUACGCGGAACAUUUGUACAUUAGCACCAGCGCAUGGCAAACGUGGUGCACGCGCGAGUCACUGCUGAACGAUCUGCAAGGCUCUCCGGCAUCCCUGAGCGAUGCUAUGGCAGCAUUGCAUAUAUCGCCCGAGACACCGGCGGAUCAGGGCGAGGAUGCUCGCCGUAUGGCUUGGGUCGACGACAUGUACCGCGGCCUUCUUCCAUCCCUGCAAAGUGCCGUGAUCGUGCUACUUAAGCUGGUGCUAGCUACAACCACAUCCGGUGGCACGAGCAGUGCAUACAUGCGUGCUGUAGCGGAGGGGACACCAUCCGAACAGGCACCGGCACCCACGCUCGAAGACUUGGACAUUGUGCGCCACAGAGAAAUUCUCAACAAGGGCAUCAGCGCUGUCCUCCUCCUCUGCUUGCAGUGGUUCAAGGUCAGCCAUGCUCUCAAGUUCGAGUAUCUCUCGCAGAUGCUGCUCGACUCAAAUGUGCUCCUUCUCAUUCUCAAGUUGUUUGGCCUCCAGGAGGUCGGCCAGACCACACAGUGGCGCACUGAAGCACACCCCUUCGGGUUCUUUGAGUAUUGCCGCGUCGUGGGCCACUACAACUCGACGGCCACACCACAGUCGAUCCUGGAAGGAACAGACUUACGCAUCGGCCGUGUAUGGGAGGCCUACCCCAACGACCUCCCGCGACUUCGGCACACGCAAGAGCGUGAUAUUCCGCAGCAAGCCUACUCUUGGCGAAACAUGGCCACCACUGUGAAUCUUACGCGCAUUUUGUACCAGGUAUGCAAGGGGAAGGUACAUCGGAUUCUCCUACUGGUGCAGUACAAGAGCUCGGCGAUUUUGAAGCGCGUUCUCAGCGUUCCCCACGAUGGUCUGGAACUGUAUGUGCUCAAGAUUCUCAAGUGCCAGAUUCCGUACUGCGGCCGCAAAUGGCGGCAGUCCAAUAUGAGUAUUAUCACGCAAAUCUACCUCCGCUGCCGGCCGCACUUGCGGGAUGAGUGGACUGGCGGCGGCGACUUGGACGCAGAGGUGGAAGCGUCGCUGAGUGGAGAGCAGACGAUCCGUACGCUGAUCCAGUACUACAAUCGGACCCAGUAUCAGUUCCUCGCUCCGGUCGCAGGAUCGAGCGCAGAGAGUGCUGCGCCUAAGCCAUCCACUGAGACUGAGCGCGAUGCCUUUGAGCGCGAUGCUUUCCCUGCAGAACGGAAAAGCGCCGCUUCCUCAACACCUGGGCGCUACAUCAACAAUAUGGGCGUCGACGGCUACCUGGAUAUGUACGAGGACAUGCUGCAGGAAAUGUUUGCAGUGCCGCUCGAGUCACUUGAGACGCCUUCGACGGACCCGACGCCUCCGUCCAGCGCGGGUGCAGAAACGCCUGAAGAUGGGCGCAGCGACUGGGAGCACCUCAGUCCCCGUGAAAUGGAUGUCUUGUCUCGCUCGCCAGGCAUCAUGCCUGUGCCGUCGACCAAAGCACACACCUUGGGCGGCACCCCAGGGCGGCCAAAGCACAUCCGCAAUGUGUCGUGGAGCACACCUGCCGUAUCAGACAAUGAGCGUCGGCGCGUCAAUUCGAGUCCUAGUGCCAUGCGUCCCCCACUACACUGGAACAUGGAAGACCUAGUUGAGGAUGCGCUGUCUAUGGAGCACAACGACGAAUCCGGUAAGGAUAAUGCGGACGACAGCGUCUCCCCGGUAUGGAACAUUACUCCCGACGUCCUUAUUCCCGAAGAGCCACUCCCAUCUCCACAGCCUGGCGGCAUCGACGAAAUCGAGCACAUCUUUGGUGCGUAG